CAAGUUAGACAUUAUGAUGUUCUGGACCUUUGCUGACUGGACCUCUGAAUUUUAGCUGAAUACCCCUGGCUUAGAAGAAGAGGGACAUGAGUCUAGAACUUCUAAUGACCCAACAUCAGUCAGUGGAGAAAAAAUAAGAAAAGAAAGCAAAGCUAAAUGAAACUAUUUCAGUGUUUUAAUAAGCCUGUUGCUUGUCCUGUGAAUACUGCCGCUUUAGGGAACACUACAGCUGGAGCUAAGGUUAACGUUUAGGAAAGGGAGCCUGAUGAAGAGGAAACAUCAGCUCUACCUGAUGAAGAGGAAACAUCAGCUCUACCUGAUGAAGAGGAAACAUCAACUCUACCUGAUGGAGAGGAAACAUCAGCUCUACCUGAUGGAGAGGAAACAUCAACUCUACCUGAUGGAGAGGAAACAUCAGCUCUACCUGAUGGCAGGAGGAGGAGCUGCUGACGCUAUAAUGUCUAUAAGUAUCUAAUUGGUAGUUUGAAAUAAAGGAGCUGCUGCUGUGUGUGUGUGUGUGUGUGUGUGCGUGCGUGCGUGCGUGUGGACGUGUGAGUGCACGCGCACAUAUAUGAGAACCUGACCUGGCUUUGGUUUAUGAGGUUGGAGUAUACCCACUAGAAAAACUAGACUACGCCACUGGUUAUUACGGAAGCCCUAAGCGGACAUGGCAGAUUUAUUUUUUUGCCACCCGUUUUCUCGAGAUCACAAGAUAUUUUUUCGUGAUCUCGAGAAAACAAAGUCUGUUUUCUCGAGAUCGCGAGAUAUUUUUUUUUCGUGAUCUCGAGAAAACAAAGUCUGUUUUCUCGAGAUCACGAAUUAAUUUUGCAGUGGACGUUGAGCUGACCUCUGCGUGGCGUGUGGGUGUAUGCACAGGCUCUGGCAGAUGGACACAUCUGGGUGAUCCCGACUACCUGUGACAGCUGAGGCUCAGAUGCUUGACCAAGUCUCCUGCCAAGCUUCAUUCAGUCUACAGAAGUCAUUCUGGGUUCCACAGAUUCUGGGAUUUUCUUUCCUUCUGGGGUGCCUUUGAAAGCAGAGACUCACUACACAAUGUCGGAGGAGCAGGAGAUUGUUGAUCAGUGCAUCACAAAUCUUUUCAACCAGGGACUGACACAGGCUGAAAUAGCUAUGUGCCUUGCUGUUCGGCACAAUAUACAUAUCAGUGUGCGUCACCUUAGAAGACUGUUUGCAAGGCUUCGACUUUAUCGGCGGCGUGGUCUAACUGAGCCUGAUGUCAUGGUUAACUACAUUGCUGAGCAGCUAAGAGGUCCUGGACGUCUCCAUGGUUAUCGGAUGAUGAGUGAGAGAUGUAGAUCUGCAGGAUUGCGGGUUACCAGAAACCAAGUGUAUGAAGUGCUAUGUUUUUUGGACCCAGACGGUUUACAGCAGAGAAGAGGGAGGAGACUCAGAAGAAGGCACUACAGUGUCCCAGGACCAAAUUUCAUUUGGCACAUGGACUCUUAUGAUAAACUCACACCAUUUGGAAUCGGAGUUAAUGGAUGCAUUGAUGGCUUCUCCCGGCGUAUCAUCUGGAUGCACGCAAACUUCACGAACAGUAAACCAGAAGUUAUUGCAGCGUAUUUCAUUGAUGCUGUUACUGAGCUUGGUGGUUGUCCAAAAAUCAUCCGAUCUGAUUUUGGUACAGAGAAUGUGCAUGUCAACCGAUUGCAGUGUUUUUUGCGUGAAGAUGAAAAUGGCACUGUUCAUGGACCCUGUGUACUUCAAGGAAGAAGUACGAGCAACCAAAGAAUCGAAAGUUGGUGGGGCCAAUAUCGAAGACAAAAUGCAGACUACUGGAGAGACGUGUUCCAGGAGUUCCAGUCAGUUGGUGACUUCACUGGAGAUAUGAUUGACAAGGGUCUCAUACAGUUUUGCUUUCUUAACAUCAUACAGAAGGAGAUAGACACUGUGAGGAGAAUGCGGAACACUCAUCGGAUCCGGCCUAGUGGCAAUGGACGGGACCUGUAUCCUGGAAGACCUUUUCUGAUGUAUGACACUCCAGAACUUUACCAAGCACGGGACUACCUCCAGCCAGUGGACUAUGACAAGCUUGACAUUAUCCUAGAAGAAGAGAUUUGCCUUUGGAAAACUGACAUUGUCUGUGACCCAGACCUUCACGAGCUAUGUUUGUUGUUAAUGGGAGAACAUCAUCUUGAGGCCAGCCAUAAUGCUGCUGGGGCAACCAGACUGUACAGACAGCUGAGGCCCUUGAUAAGAGCACACCUGUCAGAAUCAGAGUAAUCCUCACCAUGCCAAAUUGUUGUCUCACAACAGUCACGACAGUAAUGAAGUCUUGCUGUUUAGAGUGCAGUCACUGUUUUUUACCUGCCGUUUUGAUUGUUUCUUUUCAUAGUGUUACCUCAGCACAAACUAUACUAUGGAUGAAAAAAAAAAAUCUGCAUGUCAACAUGACACGUCUCAUGCCUUGUCGUGUCCUGUUUAUGCUCCCUGAAACAUUUCUGUGUCUGCCAUUUUACAGUCCUCCUCUGGACCAAUUUGUUUUUGUAUUUGUUGAUAAAUGUUUAAUGUGUAAUUUUGCCUGUCAGUCAUAGAUUUGGGUCCUGUUAAGUUACUUAAGCAUGACGGUGUGUGUGUGUCUGACAUAACCUCAUAAAUCCAAAUGUGCAUAAAAAGGCUGACAAAUUCUUAAUG
Acanthochromis polyacanthus (spiny chromis) is the source of this 2655-nucleotide messenger RNA. RefSeq lists its product as uncharacterized. NCBI's taxonomy places the organism in Eukaryota, Metazoa, Chordata, Actinopteri, Pomacentridae. Gene Ontology annotation, molecular function: nucleic acid binding. The record is from RefSeq and is a predicted model, not a curated record. Bases 1054 to 2244 code for a protein of 396 amino acids. The transcript is spliced from 4 exons.